Messenger RNA from Mytilus trossulus (common blue mussel), 1062 nucleotides. RefSeq lists its product as uncharacterized. Lineage: Eukaryota; Metazoa; Mollusca; Bivalvia; Mytilida; Mytilidae. Gene Ontology annotation, biological process: DNA integration. The transcript is spliced from 2 exons. The coding region runs from base 1 to 1062 and encodes 353 amino acids. Gene Ontology annotation, molecular function: nucleic acid binding. The record is from RefSeq and is a predicted model, not a curated record.
AUGGAUAAAUUAAUCUACAUUAACACUGAGCAAGAUCUCUUUUACUACAGUAACAAAAACUGUAGAAUUGAAAGGAGUUUAAGGACAUUAGAACAUUUAAAACCAAGUGAGUUAUGGAUUCGAAAUUGUCAGGAAACGGUUUUUGCUACGGAAUAUAACGCAUUGAAGUUUAACAGUAAAUCACAUAACAGUUUACCGAGAAUCAGACAAUUAAGAUUAUUUCUUGACGACAAGAACAUCCUCAGAUGUGGAGGAAGAAUCCAGAAUGCACCCUUAUCGGAGUCCACCAAAUUUCCGUAUAUCUUACCUAACGAUCAUACAAUUUCUAAACUUAUUGUAUUAGAUGCCCAUGAAAGAAUCUGUCAUUCAGGAGUAAAUGCCACAAUCGUACAUUUGAGACAAAGUUUUUGGAUACCCGCAAUUCGACAGUUUGUUCGUAAAACACUCAGGAAAUGUGUUACUUGUAGACAGGUUGUUGGACAACCAUAUGCAGCACCGGAUCCACCGCCAUUGCCUAAAAUUCGACUACAAGAAGCUGAUCCUUUUACAGCUACAGGGAUAGAUUUCACAGGCGCAUUACAAGUAAAAGAUAACGAAAAUGUCAUAAAGAAAGUCUACAUAUGUUUAUUCACUUGUGCCUCUACUAGAGCGAUACACCUUGAAGUCGUUACAAAUUUGUCAGAAGAAACAUUUUUACAAGCUUUUCGGCGCUUUUCAAGCAGAAAAUCUUUACCAAAAGUAGUUAUGUCAGACAAUGGUUCUACUUUUGUAUCCGCGUCAGAAGACAUCAAACAACUUUGUAAUUCAAAAAAGUUAAAAGAGACAUUAUCAGCACAAGGAAUCGACUGGUUUUUCAUCCCUAAACGUGCUCCAUGGUUUGGUGGAUGGUGGGAGCGUCUUAUUGGAAUGACGAAAACGAAUUUGAAAAAAGUACUAGGAAAUUUAGAGACUCUUCAGACAAUCGUUACAGAGAUAGAAUCCGUCUUAAAUGAUCGACCCUUAACAUAUGUGUCUUCAGACCCGGAGGAUCUUCAACCACUUACACCAGCUCAUCUUCUUUAA